UGCCCGAGACCUGUCGGCUGGCCCCUCUUCUGACCUCAGACAAUACUAAACAACAAGUGUAAAUUCAACAGUAGUGUAACGGCUGAAGCAAACACAAAGCUUGGUUGGUCCAUAGUCCCUACUCUGUUGAAGAGCUAAACUGAUUUGUUUUGGAUGCAGGGCUGCGGAUUAGAGCCAGUUUCCUCCUCCUCCCUCUCUUCCCUGACCUCGAUGUGUUCUGCAGCAGUGUGGUUCUAGAGCAGCAGAGAGACAGAUUAGUGGACCUCAGUGUUAACACUAUCCUGUUGCCAUGUCAUCAGUAUAAUCAUAAGAAUGUGAAUAGCUGCUUAUUAGAACGUGUUUCAGGGUUGUUUUGAAUGAACUGAGUGAAAAUGAAGUCUUAAUUUAAACGUGUACCAACAUUACGUUGUUCAUCUGCGUUGUUUAGGCGAUCUACUACCUGACGUUGCACCAUCCCUAUCUAAUGUGAUUGAGCCUAUUUCCUCUUCUGUCACACAGGGCCUUGAACAGUAGUAUGGACUACGAGAGACCCAAUGUUGAGACCAUUAAGUGUGUUGUGGUGGGGGACAACGCCGUAGGGAAGACACGGCUGAUCUGUGCUCGGGCCUGCAACACCACUCUGAACCAGUACCAACUACUGGCCACACACGUCCCUACGGUCUGGGCUAUAGACCAGUACAGAGUCUGUCAAGAGGUGUUGGAGCGCUCCAGGGAUGUGGUGGAUGAGGUCAGUGUGUCUCUCAGGCUGUGGGACACCUUUGGCGAUCAUCAUAAAGACAGACGCUUCGCAUACGGAAGGUCAGACGUGGUUGUGCUGUGUUUCUCCAUCGCCAACCCCAACUCUCUGCAUCACGUCAAGACCAUGUGGCACAUGGAGAUCAAGCACUUUUGUCCCAGGACGCCUGUCAUCCUGGUGGGUUGUCAGCUGGACCUGCGUUACGCUGAUCUGGAGGCCGUCAACAGGGCCAGGAGGCCAUUAGCCAGGCCGAUAAAGCCCGGAGACAUCCUUCCUCCAGAGAGUGGCCGGGAGGUGGCCAAGGAGCUGGGCAUCUCCUACUAUGAGACCAGUGUGUUCGACCAGUUUGGCAUCAAGGACAUCUUCGACAAUGCCAUUCGAGCCGCGCUCAUCUCCCGUCGACACCUGCAGUUCUGGAAGUCCCACCUCCGGAAGGUCCAGAAGCCCCUCCUCCAGGCGCCCUUCCUGCCUCCCAAAGCACCGCCCCCUCUCAUCAAGAUUCCAGAGUGUGUCAUCAACAACGGGGAGGGUCCUGGCCUCCUAUUGGACAGUCCUCUUUGUGCUGACGUCAUGUUCAUCCUCCAGGACCACAUCCACAUCUUCGCCCACAAGAUCUACCUCUCCACCUCCUCCUCCAAGUUUUAUGACCUAUUCCAGAUGGACUUCAGUGACGAGUCCCAGUGCCUGGUGGUGACGGAGCGGCAUGCCCGGGACUCUCUCCUCAGGACCCUUAGUCUGGACACAGAGGAGGACGUGGCUGUGCUCCCCAACCUCUCCCCCUGCUCCCUCCGGGCCUCUAAGAGUGACGGCACCCUGAAGAUGAUGAGCUUCUCUGGUAAGCACCGGCGCACCAAGCUGUCCUUGGCCUCCUGGAGCAAGGCCUUCUACAGCAUCCACAAGGAGAGUGUGACCAACCCUGUGACGGGCUCCCCGGCUCACAUGACGGUGGUGAAGAUGGACUACUCCAUCCAGCUGGGUCCGUUCAGUGCCGUGUUGAGGUUCCUCUACACUGGGGAGCUGGAUGAAGAGGAGCGGGAUCUGAUGAAGAUCGCCCAGAUUGCGGAGGUCCUGGAGGUGUUUGACCUGAGGAUGAUGGUGGAGAACAUCAUGAACCAUGAGGGCUUCAUGAACCAGGAGAUCACCAAGGCCUUCCACGUCAGGAAAUCCAACCGCAUCAAGGAGUGUCUCAACAAGAACACCUUCACAGACGUCACCUUCAGGUUGGAGGAUGGAACCAUCAAUGCUCACAGACCUCUGCUCAUCUCCUCCUGUGAUUGGAUGGCUGCUGUGUUCGGAGGAUCCUUCAUGGAGAGUGCUAACAACGAGGUCUCGUUCCCAGGCACCAGCAGGGUGUGUAUGCAGGCUGUUCUGGAGUAUCUCUACACCAAUCAGCUUUGUCCCAUGGCAGAGUUAGACCCUAUGGAGCUGACAGCCCUGGCGAACAGACUCUGUCUCCCCAGACUGACUGCUCUGACAGAACACUAUGCAGUGAGUGAGCUGGUGAAAGCCUCCAAAGAUGGACAGGAUAUAGACGGCGAAGUACUAACCUAUCUGGAACUGGCUCAGUUCCAUAAUGCUAACCAGUUAGCAGCUUGGUGCUUACAUCACAUCUGCACUCACUACAACAAUGUCUGUGCCAACUAUCGCAAAGAGAUCAAGGCCAAAUCUGCAGAGAACCAGGAAUAUUUUGAGAAGCACCGCUGGCCCCCGGUGUGGUACCUGAAGGAGGAGGACCACUACCAGCGGGUGAGGAAGGAGAGGGAGAAGGAGGACGUGGUUCUCAACAAACACCACAGCAGACGACGUUGGUGCUUCUGGAGCACCUCACCUGCCGUGGCCUGAGAGGUCUGAGAAUGGUCUGCCCAGCCCCAAACCGCCCAGGGAAUCUGCCUCCUGCCCCGUGCUACAGCUUCUAACCCUGCACCCCGCAAAGAGGUCCCAACAACACACGCUGUACCAAUGUUUUACUGUUAGAUCAUCUGAGCAUCAAAACAGGAAAUAACUAUCUGACGAUGCACUGUCAUGUGCCACCCUCUUCUAUUGAUGCACUGUCAUGUCCUACCCUCUUCUCUUGAUGCACUGUCAGGUCCUACCCUCUUCUCUUGAUGAUACAUUGUCAGGUCCUACCCUCUUCUCUUGAUGAUACAUUGUCAGGUCCUACCCUCUUCUCUGUAUGAUACACUGUCAGGUCCUACCCUCUUCUCUUGAUGAACUGUCAGGUCCUACCCUCUUCUCUUGAUGAUACACUGUCAGG
Molecule: messenger RNA, 2990 nt
Organism: Oncorhynchus masou masou (cherry salmon)
Lineage: Eukaryota; Metazoa; Chordata; Actinopteri; Salmoniformes; Salmonidae
Product: rho-related BTB domain-containing protein 1-like
Exons: 10
Coding region: 515-2578 (687 amino acids)
Biological process (GO): regulation of cell shape; small GTPase-mediated signal transduction; establishment or maintenance of cell polarity
Cellular component (GO): cell projection; cytoskeleton; cytoplasmic vesicle
Molecular function (GO): GTP binding; protein kinase binding; GTPase activity
Source: RefSeq, a predicted model, not a curated record